GAGAGAGAGAGAGAGAGAGAGAGAGAGAAAUUCGCCAUGCACCCACCCGCAGAGUGAUCUCACCAUUACGCACGGAGGAACACUCGAAAGAGGGGAGCGUGUUGCAGUCAAUAGUAAAAACAUCGUUCUUCACACGCAGAGGAGGAUGAACGACUUUCUCAUUAAUAUUUAGCCAAGUCUUCAAACUUGAUCUUGGGAGCAGAGCAGAGUCCAGCUGUCAUUCAUCCUCACAGGAAUGGUGGAUCACUUAUCGCUUGGUGAGGAGACCUUCCUGUACUAUACGAGCUCAUCGGCGAGUGACCACAGCAGCAUCCGUAGCGAUGCCAGCGAGGGGCUGUCCCGGGGCAUCAUGGUGACCGACUCUUGCUUCUACCACCCCUACCAAGGGGUGUCGUCUUCGCCCAUGCUCUCGGAGGAUGAACUUAGUAACUCCUCUAGUCCGCGAUCCUCGCUUUGCUCAAGCCCAGAGACCUCAUCGCCCAAGUCCCACGCCCACGUGAGUUCUAGCUAUGAAAGCAGGAGUUCUUCUGAAGGUGAGAGUCAAGACAGCUUGCUUGACCUCCUUCUCUCCCAGGGAAUGACCACCUCAAUAAGCUCCAACAUCAGCAGUAGCAGCUUGCUCUCCUCGACACCUUCAUCAUCUUCCACCGCUCCACUUUUACCAAUGGGCCUUGCUUGGGAAUCCAAGAGAGACCAGAAGCUGGGUCUCCUCCAGCACCAGACUAAAGAGGACUAUUGUGAGUUCCCGAUUUUUCUGGAUGAGCUGCAGGAUCCUGCGGCCCUCCUCUUUCAGCCCACACUGGAAGAAAUUGAGGAAUUUUUGGAGGAGAACAUGAUGGUUGCGUUAGAGAAGGAAGACGAUGGAAGCGAUGAGGCGAUGUCGCCGACGCCGGAGGAUUCCGAGCCUGAGAGAGCAACGACCAGAGAGGUCUUGCAGAGCUCGGAUCAGACUGUACCUGUGGCCCUUUCUCCACUGUCCUCCCUAAGAGAGACCAAACAGACAGUAAACUCAUCAAACAUUGACAGUUCAUCAACAGUCGAUGUGAGUUGUAUUAGUUUGAGCUCCACUGAAAGUGAAGUUGAUGGAAUUAAACAGGAAAACUCUGAAUUUCCAUCAGCCUCAGGAGAAAACACCAGUGCUGCUACAAGUGUACCGGUCAUCUUACAAAUCCACCCUGUACAGAUCAAGCAAGAAAAUCAUCCCUGCAUUGUCUCAGAAGCUCAAAAGCAAGAGGCUCACUCCCAGAAGCCUCAACUAGCACAGGAUAUCAAGAUCGCCCAGCUCCUGGUCAACAUCCAGGGUCAAACCUUCGCCUUGGUGCCUCAAUUGCUUUCCCCAGCGAACAUUGCAUUUGCCAACAAGAAUUCAUCCAAAUUUGUAAGGAUCGCACCAGUGCCCAUUGCUGCCAAACCCACUGGGCUUGGGGAGUUAGGUAGCGGAACAACUACUGGGGUCCUAGCUGGAGGUCAAAGGUACCAGAAGAGCGCAGUGGCAGACCUUAUUAAAAUGCACAAGUGUUCUUUCCCGGGCUGUAACAAGAUGUACACCAAAAGCAGCCACCUUAAAGCUCAUUUGAGGAGGCACACCGGGGAAAAGCCUUUCGCGUGCACAUGGCCUGGUUGCGGAUGGAGGUUCUCCAGAUCGGAUGAGCUGUCCCGACAUCGGCGCUCCCAUUCCGGAGUAAAACCGUACCAGUGCAUCGUCUGUGAGAAGAAGUUUGCCCGCAGCGAUCACCUGUCAAAACACCUCAAAGUCCACCGGUUUCCACGAAGCAGCAGGACAGGGCGCUCUGCAAACUGACCGCUUUGACCCCUGUUCUGAAAGACUGACGUUAAGCGAUGGGCGGGCGCCUGUGACGAAGGAUGGACAGAGGAGGACAUGGAAGGGGGUUAAAGGAGCUUGCCCAGGACUUGUGUGUUCAAAUGCGUGCGUGACGUAUGUACUGUGAUCAUUUAAUGGGUGGCAAUGAAAUGACCGCGUAAGGUAAAAAACAAUGUUACUUGACACACACCCUUCACAAAUAGAAUAAGCUUCUUGUACAGGACAAAUUUAUUUUGUCUCGCUCAAUCUUGGGACUAAUCAAAAGAAGAUCAAUUUCUUAUUCAGAAUAUUUUUUCACUUGCUGGUGUGUAUAUUGUUCAUGUCCAAAAAGCCUUAUAUAUAAAAUUUGCAUCACUGAGGGUUCUAAUACUCAAACAACCCAAGUGAUUUUUUUUGCCAUUCUGGAGCCAAAUGUUGCCACACAGGAUCAAGGAACUCAUUUGUUGUCAAAUUAAUUUAAUAUGCUGGACAUUUUAAUAAUGUGCUAUGUGAAUAAUUGUGGCCUUGGUUUAAUUAGUUUCCUGCCAAGUUAAGCCUACCUUGAGUUGAUCCUAAUCAAAAUUAUAGUCAUGUUUUUCAAAUGAUAUUUUCUAGACACUUUUCAAGAGAGGUUUAACAUGUUUUUUGGCACUAUUACUACUAGUCACGACUUGUAUUCAAUCGAAACGAUUAUAUUCAAACUGGAAUUGCUGGUCUCUGUAAAGAGAAAAUGUUUUUUACAUUGACAUACCGCAGAGAAGAGGCUUCAGAACCAUGAAUUAUUGAGCCGUUGUCUGCACUGUCCAACGCUGUGUCAGUGGCUGGAAAACAGUAUAUCACAACCGGGUGUAGCGGGGCUUUUCCAUACUGCAACAAGAAGGAGGGCUAAAAUGGCAACGCCAUUGGAGAAGGCAAAAGGAAAAUGUAUUUCUGCUGUGGAGUUAUAGCUAGCUAGUUGACUGCACAUUGCAGUUGCGCCAGACAACCGCCAUUCUUAUUGGAGACAGGUGACUGACCCAUAACUAUGUCAAAUAAAUCCUGAAAAUUAAAAUGGUGAAAAACAGUUGAACACUAUAUUUACACGACUGAGCAAUGUAUAGUUCUCAAUAUUUGCAUUCAUUUCACAGGGAAUUUGCGAAAUUGCUGUCUAUAUUACAACGAAAAUUUGUAUAAAUUUUACAUUCUACCAGUCCCAACUUUCAACCAAUCAUCCUCACUACUAUCCUUAAACUGGAAUCCUUGGGCUAUUUCGCAGCCUGAAAAUAUUGAUGAUUAACAAUAACUUCCAGUGUCUGAGGUAGCAGAGAUGUUUCUCUUCAGCAAAGGUCAGAGCUUUUAACCAGUUGUAUUCAAACUAUUUAUAAAUCAAUAUCAGGGCAAGAACUCUCAAAUGGCCGCUGUAUAGCUGUGACUUAAACAGUCCCUUCCAAACAUGUUCCAUUUCAGCAGUCUAAACUUUAAAAUUAUUGUGUCCUCAUUCAACAUGAGCAAUAAUCUGUUUAGUUUGAAUAAUAGACUCCAAGCUGCUGCAGUUCUACUCUUUGCUAAUCAGUGAAGGCUUUGCAGGGGAGAAGCACUGCUUCUUUUCUACUUCUUUUCUACAUGGAAGAGUAAUGAUGCAUCAACAUUCCUUUGAGUUUUGAAUAAGUGUCUUUGUUGAAUGGGGAGAGGAAAUUAAAAUGGAGAAAAAAAAGAACAUUGCAAAACUAUAAUAUCAUUUACUGCCCAAAAUCAUGACACUGUAAUUUACACCAGCAUCCAAGACAUUUCCGGUUGUCUGCCCUCACAGAAUUGUUUGAGAAUUUAGUAUUGUGUUGAAGCUUGACUCAGAUCUCAGAAAUGCCUUCUCUCGCUCAUCUGGUCUAAAUGUCUAUCAUCUCAUUGUUGGUUUUGUUUUGGUUUUUUGGCGAGGCAAAUGAAAUCAAAACCAGGUGCUGCUUGUAUUUUUAUAAUUCAGGAAAUGAUUUAGAAUUCUGUUUGUUAGACGUUAGCCAUUUAAUAAAACUUCAAGUUCCCUUAAUGCAUCCUGUUACAAAUGUGAAUUGAGAGUAGAAGUAAAAUAGCAAUGGACACAUUGUUGAACUCGCCAACGUGAAUCUUCUCUGGCUCAAUCAAAUAUCUAUAUUUCUCUCUAUAUUCAAUAGCUGUUUAAUUUCAUGACAGAUUAAUGUUAUUUUCUAUUAAAAUAAAUUGAUUAUAAUAACUGUUUUUGUUGAGUCUGAUACCAUAAUAACGCAUGUAAAAUAACUCCACACCAUGAAAAAAAGAACAUUCACCACUAAAUUCUCGAUUCAUCCUCAUGUGGCUGCAAAUUUAAACAUAUAAUAGUGUGCAUACUUUAGGAGGUUAAAAGGAAAAAUCAUUAUUGGGCUGUAGAAUAUCAAAUUUAACCUUGCUCAUAUGGUUUCAACUCAAGUCUAAAAGUGUUGAUAAUUUGCUACCAGGCUACAUCUUAAAAUACACCUAUGGUGACAAGUUGUGUAUAAAACACAGCAUACUGUACAACAGAAGCUAUGUGUCCUGACAGGGCCACCAAAACCAUAGCCCUGAAAGCAGGAAAUUUGGGGUCAUUGCAGAAAUGAUUAAACAGCUUUCUAUAUGUGUUAACUCGUUAUUGUUGUCUAAUUGCAUUCAAUGCACAUUUAUUUACAAAACCGAAUCAUAACCUUUGCUUCAUGUUAUUUUAUUUUUUUGUUAAUCAGCAGUAAUGCUUGGUCAUUUGGAUACCUAGCCUCAAAUCAUAUCCCAGGAUUGAUAUACAGCUGAAUAACUUGAAAAUAGGCCUCUUUGUCUUUGGAUUGAAAGGGAACAGCGCAUUUUUUUUCUCUGUAUAUUGUAUAAAAUUAGGAAUUGUGGGACAAACUGUGUCAUACAUUUGAGAAGAAUCUCUAAGAUAGCAAAAAUCUAAACUGAGUAACUGUCAGUGUUUGAGGUGCAGCACGGAAAAUGAAUUGAUUGAAUGGAAUGUUCAAUUGGUUUUAUUAUGUAAAGUCAUGAAUGUAUGUUGUAUAUACAUUUCAAAGGAGCAAAAACAAAUGUUCUGUGAUCAUGAAAUAUUUUCUGUAAAGAAAGUGUACAAUCGAUUCUAAUACAGUACAUAACAUGCGCCUCAUGACAAAUGGCUUUAUUAAAAAAGCUUUGUAAAGAUAUCAUGUUUUGAUCUACAGUGAAUAUAUUCAUUGGUCUUUUGAUGCUAAAAAUACACUAUUUUUACAUUCAUUCUUUGGCCUGAAUUGUAUUUACAAUAAAAGUGAAUUUAAAAUAAAA
Corythoichthys intestinalis (scribbled pipefish) is the source of this 5068-nucleotide messenger RNA. It is a transcript of the gene klf15, whose product is annotated as Kruppel like factor 15. Gene Ontology annotation, biological process: regulation of transcription by RNA polymerase II. NCBI's taxonomy places the organism in Eukaryota, Metazoa, Chordata, Actinopteri, Syngnathiformes, Syngnathidae. The record is from RefSeq and is a predicted model, not a curated record. Bases 236 to 1801 code for a protein of 521 amino acids. The transcript is spliced from 3 exons. Gene Ontology annotation, molecular function: RNA polymerase II cis-regulatory region sequence-specific DNA binding; DNA-binding transcription factor activity, RNA polymerase II-specific.